GGGAAAGGAUUUUUUAAAAAUAUAAAUACCUUCAAGCUCAAUCAAAACAUUAUAGUAGUAAUUUGUUCAUAAAAUCGGCAAAAUGAAAUUGAUCUUAGCAGUUCUAGCCAUUUCUGCCGCAUAUUGCGUAGCUGCACCAGCAGAACCAACCAAGGAACCCAUUCCAAUAGUUAAAUUCGAAAAUGAAGGAGUAAAUGCUGACGGAUCCUACAGCUGGAAUUAUGAAACCGGUAAUAACAUAAUCGCUCACGAGCAAGGAACAGUUAAGGCCGGCGAAAAGCCCGAUGAGUCUGAAUUGGAAGUUGUAGGAGGUUAUGAAUACACCGACAAUGAAGGCAACAAGGUACAAAUCUCCUACAUCGCCAACAAAGACGGGUUCCAACCUCAAGGAGACGUUCUUCCCACUCCUCCACCAAUCCCACCAGCGAUCGUAAGACUUCUGGAAUACCUCAAAGCUCAUCCAUCUGAAGAAGACGAAAAAGAACAAAACAAAUUCAUCGUCUGCUUGGCCAUCUUGUCAGUCUGUUACGGACGUCCUGCUGACGCACCUGCUGCAAGUGCUCCACCAGCUAACGCUCAACCACCCAUUGCAUUAAUCAAAUAUGAGAAUGAAGGUGUCAACGCUGAUGGAUCAUAUCAGUGGAGUUUUGAAGCAGCAAACGGCAUCAAACAAGAAGAAAAAGGAUCCUUUAAACCAGGUGCUACGGAAGGCGAAACUAUUGCAGAAGUCUCAGGCCAGGUCGAGUAUACAGCCGAUGACGGUACCCCCAUUCAUUUAUCAUACAUAGCCAAUGAAAACGGCUUCCAACCUCAAGGAGACCACUUACCCACUCCUCCACCAGUUCCUGAAGCGAUUCAGAAGUCUUUGGACUUUAAUGCGGCACAUCCACAGGCUGAGGAUGCUGGGGCUGGUGCAGCUGCACCUCAAGAAUAAGGAUAUUUUUUAUCUUUUAUCAUUUAAUUAAAUCUACAUUAAUACGAUGAAGAAAGAAAAAAACUUUUGUAAAUACUCGAUAUCUUAAUUUUAUUGCUAUCUGUUCUUUACAUUUACAAAAUAAUAUUUUUUUUGUUUUUUAACUGCGCUAGAAGCCAAACAAAUUAAAAGACACAUGGUUAUUGUAAGCUUGUAUUACUUUUCUAUAAUUUGUUAUGGUUAUGGUAGAAUUUAAAUGAACAGGUAGUGGUAGUAUUCCAAAAAAUAUAUUUUUUUAGUUUGUGCCAUAUUAAUAUUUUUAGCAUUUUACAAAAGUUUUUGUCUUUAUAAUGUUCAGCACUGUGAGCUGCUGAUGUUUACGGUUUGGAAUCUAGUCUUGAAUGGGAUUAUUAUUUAAUUCUUUUAUACUUUAAUAUUGCAAAUAAAAAUUGACUGU
This is a messenger RNA of Diabrotica balteata, 1370 nucleotides long. Lineage: Eukaryota; Metazoa; Arthropoda; Insecta; Coleoptera; Chrysomelidae. The record is from the annotation of a GenBank genome assembly.